AUGACGCUUAUGAAGUAUUCAGGUUACCAUGUGAUUGCUCAGAAUCUUCUCUACGCUGCUCUGUACGGGAUUUUCGAUUCCAGAAAUAUAAAUGAAGCCGAGCAUGGGUCAAACAAAUAUACACAGACACUGUUAAUAUAUCGUGGUAGGAAGGGCUUUCUGAUAAUGCACGGACGGACUUAUCAGAACAAAUUCUACAGAUUCAAAUCAAGAAAUAUCGACGAACGUGAUUUUCAAAAUAAGGGGAUGAAUUCAUUAUAUGUAAAAGAUAAUAGUGUGGAGCAACAGGACGUUGCUAUUGAUUAUGCUCAAUGUCAAGGUUUUCCAGAAUCUUUGAUCUCUUCAGUAUGCUUUUCAGAUAUAGUUACUGGCCAGAGAUCAUUCGAAAAUCCCGCGAAUGAGAUUUAUGAUGAUGAAAAUUUGAGUAAUAAGGUACGUAGAAUUUCAUUUCAGGAAAGAGGAAGAUUCUUUAGCCGGCCGUCCUCGCCCAAUGACAAAAUUAUUACGAUAGAGCUGCCUUCCUCAGAGAGAUUACCGACCCAGCAGGAGCAAGUGGGUUCCAUAAGACCGAACAAAUUACCAAUUCUACAGCGAAUUCAUUCUGGCCAUUUUCAUAUAUGCCUUGGUCUUUGCAGUCAAACUGUUCUUUGGAAAACUCUAGAGGAGAGCUUUUCAUCAGUCAUUCAUAUUCCUCUCAAUCUACCUGCUCAUUUCACGUCUGGGCUGUGGUUUGUUGCUUUAUUAAGUUUUGUUCUGAUAUCUGGGUCAUACCUUUUAAAAUGUUUGUUUCAUUUCGAGACUGUUCGCAUGGAGUAUUUCGAUCGUGUAAGGGUGAACUACUUCUUUGUACCGUGGAUAGCAGCUGUGUUGUUAAGGCUAGGGCUUCCUUCCAGUAUAGCUCCAGAUAAAGUGCACCCUCUCCUUUUCUGUAUAUUUAUAGUUCCCUUCUCUAUCUUAGAGCUCAAAAUCUCCGGCCAGUGGUUCACCAAAGGGAAGUUGUCUCUAGCUCGAGUCGCAAACCCUUCCACCUAUUUAGCCACAAUCGAGAACUUCGUGAUAGCCCGUCUGGCAACAAAAGUAGGAUGGAGAGAAACUGCAAUGUUUUUCUUGACUGUUGGAUUAAUUCACUAUGCGGUUGUGUUCAUCACGCUUUACCAGAGACUCCCAUCAGACGUAGAUUUGUCGAGAAAGAUAUCCCCGGUUUUCUUUCUGUUUAUUGCAGCUCCGAGCUCGGCAAGCGUGCCGUGA
Cryptomeria japonica (Japanese cedar) is the source of this 1248-nucleotide messenger RNA. Its product is annotated as guard cell S-type anion channel SLAC1-like. The record is from RefSeq and is a predicted model, not a curated record. Gene Ontology annotation, molecular function: voltage-gated monoatomic anion channel activity. Gene Ontology annotation, biological process: intracellular monoatomic ion homeostasis; transmembrane transport. NCBI's taxonomy places the organism in Eukaryota, Viridiplantae, Streptophyta, Pinopsida, Cupressales, Cupressaceae. Gene Ontology annotation, cellular component: membrane. Bases 1 to 1248 code for a protein of 415 amino acids. The transcript is spliced from 4 exons.